This is a messenger RNA of Myxocyprinus asiaticus (Chinese sucker), 4214 nucleotides long. RefSeq lists its product as uncharacterized. NCBI's taxonomy places the organism in Eukaryota, Metazoa, Chordata, Actinopteri, Cypriniformes, Catostomidae. Gene Ontology annotation, molecular function: RNA polymerase II cis-regulatory region sequence-specific DNA binding; DNA-binding transcription factor activity, RNA polymerase II-specific. The record is from RefSeq and is a predicted model, not a curated record. The transcript has 2 exons. Bases 241 to 1017 code for a protein of 258 amino acids. Gene Ontology annotation, biological process: regulation of transcription by RNA polymerase II.
GCAAAUGUAGGACACCACGUUGGAGCUUGAAACGGAGACACGCCGGUACCGCAUUUUUUUACUUAUUUUUUGGGCCUUUUAUCUUUAUUUAUAUUGUUUGUAUUUAUUAAAUAUAGAGAGCAGAGGCCGCUGAUGAGAAAAAACAUCGAGUUGAAAAUCUUUGGAGAAUAACUGAAGGGGCUCAGGAAACGAGGCACUACAUCAUAACUUUUGCUUUGUCGUUAAAACAGUUGCGAAAUAAUGUCUUUCGCCUUUUCGGAUUAUUUUGCCGCUGAAUGUUUGGUGUCGAUAUCGAGCGGUCCCGUCCUCCACCGACCCACCCCGGUGUCUGGUGCGGCUCAGGCUCCUCCUCAGGGCCUUCCUCUCGGGGAGCCAGACGGGUCGAGCGAGGACAGGGAGGUGCGGGAGACGCUCCGGUUAGAGGGGGCCAACAUGAUGACGGUGGCGGAGAUCCUCACGGACUUGCACGGCAAGUUUCGUCCUAUGUCGGCCUACUCCGAGAGCAGCAACUCGUCAUGCGGAGAGAGCGGUUACACCACGUUGUCUGACUCCACCACCCCAACGCCGACCAUGACCCCCUCUGCCACCCCUGUCCCGGGACAGUACAGUAACACCCCCCAGCAGGUUUGGGGAGGAGGGGGCGCACCACGCUCCCCCACCAAGCGUCACCCCUGUACUUUCGACGGGUGUGACAGGGUGUACGGAAAAUCAUCCCACCUGAAAGCGCACAUCAGAACACACACAGGUGAGAGGCCCUUCCCUUGCACCUGGCCCGACUGCGAAAAAAAGUUUGCCCGUUCUGAUGAGUUGGCCCGGCAUCUACGUACUCACACUGGCGAGAAACGCUUCCUGUGCCCACUCUGCGACAAGCGCUUCAUGCGCAGUGACCACCUCAUCAAGCACGCCCGCCGGCACCCCAACUUCCACCCCGCCUUGAUCAACCGUAAGGGUUUAGCUCAGGGAUCCGCCUCAACCCCGCUCGCUGUCGCCUCCGAGUACGCCAGCACUGCCAUGUAGACACACCCACUGCCUCACCACACCCUCUCUGGGACCUCAGUCAGACCCCUGCCUUCUGCACUGUGACCACCAUCUCGGCUUGAUUUGAUUACCCUGCAUGCUGGGAUCCUUUUAAGCUCAGUCCUCACUUUCACAGGCCAAAAAUGAAGAACUUCACCACGUCUUCACCACGUCUUCCUCCUAACCCCUUCGCCCAAUCAGUGAUGACCAAAAUGGGCAAAGGAGACACAAAACUCUAAAGCACAUUCCCCUACAAAGACCCCAAGUCGUGUGAUUUUAUAUUAUUACAUGAUUGACAAGUGAUGCAGAAUACAAAAUUGGCUCUAAAUUGUGCUUGCUUUGGGUGGAAAAAUUGUAAGCUCUUCAUUUAUGGAGAUCUAGUAAGAAAUACGCAGAAAUAACAAUACAAAAGCAUUGGCCAUGAGCAUUAGCACAAUGUUUUCCAACAACCGUUUUGUUGUUAUCUGUCAUCACUUGUCAGCCAUGUUUAAAAACCUCUAAGGAAGCGUCACGGUUUAAGGGAAAGUUUACCUGUUUUACAGCCUUUGGUCUUUUUUUUUUUUUUUUUUUUUUUUUUUUUUUUGCAAUCGAUUAAUCUAUUAUCAAAAAUUUAGCACAACCUUGUUUGUCAUGUCUUUUUGUAUAGCCAGAGUACAUAAGAUUAGCAAACCCUCUCUAGUGCUCUGUUUUGCUUGUCCACACGUGCUGUAUGAUACAAUAACCAGAAUGAAUUGCAGAAUUAUUAAGUAUUUGUGUAUUACUCAGUGUUGACACAUACAGCGACAUUGCGCAUUCCCAAAACGUUUGGUAUAUGUUUAGCUAAACCAGUGAUGUUUAAGUAGGGAUACCAAGGGUUUUCAUUCCUAAGAAUAGUAAUAAUAUUCUUGACACCCAUUGAAACCAAACAUUGAUGACAAUUGAAGCUGAAAUGGCCAGUGAGUUUCUUUUGAGUAAAAAACACUGCCUGUAAAUGCCACAUUUUCACAUUGCUUUCCCUACUGAAAUGGCUGAAAUCGUAUUAAGUUAUUUGAAUUUUUAUCUUAUUUCCUUAUGUAUUCUAUUAGCUGCAGCAUGGCACCUGAAAUAGUUUAUAUAUAUAUAUAUAUAUAUAUAUAUAUAUAUAUAUAUAUAUACAUUUUUUAUAAUUAUUAUUAGACCAUGCAUCUAUUAUUAUUGUUUUCUGCUUGGAAGAACACUUUUGUUUGUCCAUGUAAUGUUGACAUGUUGGUACAUGUAGCAAUAUGUUUAAUAGUAAUGUGGAUACAUGUAGAUAAAUAUCUAUGCCUGCAGCUUAAAUGGCAAAGAUGUUAUUAUAUGAACUACUAGAAGUAAUACACCUUAUAUUAGGGGUGACGGUACACGCUUGUGUAGAGUAGUGCUGCUUGUGUGCGAAUGUUUUUGUGUAUGUAUAUUCACGUUGGAGAGAAUGGGAAAUGAUUUCUCUCCAAACUGUCCCACCUGCGGACCUCUUACAACUAUCUCAGAGAACAAAGAAUACAUCAGGAAACUCAGAAAGCCUUAAAAUCCUUUGACUUGUUUUGCACCAUUGUUUACUGUUUGAUAUUUUCUACAGGUUUGCCGUCAGGCACGGGUUCUCUCAACUAAAGAAAUACACAUGCAAUAUUGCACUUUCUUACUGGUAUUGUCAAUGAAAAACUAUUCGUCUGCUAGUGUGAUGGGUUACAUUGUAUAGAUGCUACUUCAUAGUGCUUCUACAAAAUGAACACUGUGGAAUGGAACCUGUCACAAUAAAUCAAUACAUUAGUCUAAGUAUGCACCUUUGUCCGAGUGCUUAAACCAGUGUGGGUAUAGGACAAAAGAAAAAUAUUCAUGCAAUAUUCAGUGCUUUAGGUAGCUGCUGGCAGUUACCUGAAGUACGAUGACAAACUCAGCGUUCUCAACUACAAUAACGAAACCAAACCAGAAUAGUAUCUAAAACAAUGUAUUUGUUCUGUAGCUAAUUAAAUGAUGUAUUCCUGAAAAUGCUUUGUAUGUUUGGGCAUUCUCAAAAAUGUUCUUCUCAGAGGCCUUCUAAAGAAGGCUGUUUUCCUUUUUGUGUAUCGUCCUUAGCUGUUUUCCUGUCAUCUCGAAUUGGAUGCGUGGUUUGAGUUUUCUCUGGAUCUCUUGUACUGUGUUUGGCUAAUGCACAUCAAUGGUACACUGUGUUUUGGCUGCAGUGGGCUUUGUAUACUAGACAGUCUUUUGAUUUUCACUUACAAUGCCCUCUUUUAGCAGUCCGGAUUUAACUGCAUUUGAUAUCCCUCCCAUUAUACUCAAUACAUUUGCAGCUAUAGUGCUCUGGACAGGCUAUCAGAUAUCACAAACCACUGGAUUAAGUCUGAUUUGUUUUUAUUUGUUUUGUGGUUUUUAAAGUUAUUUUUUUUAUUGUUUGGUUUGUUGUACUGGAAAGUUAUGUUUCUUAUGCUUUGAAUUACUGCUAUGUUUAUGUACUAUAGAGUAGUUGUCUAUAAAUUAUGCAGUCUACUAGAUAAGAGUUUAGGACAGAGCCCAGAUACAGGAUCUGGUAUAGCUUAGCAAUCAUAUAGAGAAGAAAACUAGUAUUCUAUAGUCCCUUCGGGAAAAAUGCUGCAUCAUUUGCUGUGUUUGAGGCAUCCUGUGUCCGUAUAUCAAAUUCAAGUGAACUGAGAGUGUGUGAGUGUGGUUGCUUUUAAUCAUGAUGCUAGAUUGAGAAUUUAGAGGGACGACUGUAUUUUAAGAACUGCUUUGAUGCUUGGCGCACAAUCUAGACCUUGUCCAUCCUUAAGUUUUCUCACACUAAACUGAUUAUGCACUGAUUGGCACAUUGUCUACAGUAAUCACACUAAAAGGAUGUCUGAUGAGACCUGUUCUAGGUCUCAAUCUACAGCCAAAUCUCAUUGGACCAGCAGGUUUUGUCAAUAUACAAAAGCUUCCGUGUAUCUCCUCAGGUGAUAAAACUUAAUGCUGAAAACCUCUGUCCUUCAUGAACAGGACCUAAUGUUUUUUGUUUUUUUUUUCAUUUGCUUUGUUUUGCAUCAUUCUGCAAAUUUUUAUUUAUUAUGUGCUUAUUUUUUUUGGUGAGCUUUUAAGAUAUCUUUUCUUUAGUACUAAUGUUAUGGUAUGAGACUUGACUAAUUUGUUUAAUUGAUUCAUUUUUGAUUUAAACAAUAAAGAAAACCCUCCAAUGCUUUUAAAAUAAAUAAACUGAUUAAGAGUUA